CACACACACACACACACACACACAAAAGCGCACACUACCACUUACACUGCAUAAGAAAAUCAGUUUAACACUUGAAAAACUCUAUUUUUGUGGCCUCACCCCCAUCACCCUCCGAUUCCCCGGAGGAAAAAAAAAAGGAAAAAAAAAGUUUCAUCUUACACUUUCUGUUAUACUUCCACUGCAUUGCAUGCAAUAUAGAGCUUAAUUGCACCAUAUAGUAUAUAUCUGCAUAGUGGAUAUAUCUAUAUAGUGUGCUUCUCCUUUAUUUUUCUUGUUUGUAGUGUUAUUUUUGUUUGGAUUGAUGCAAGCUGUGUCACCCUUGGCAAAAACCACCACCACCAAAGAUGAGAGCCAAGAACAGAUGGAUAAUAGUUUUAGUACCGGAGGCAACGGAGACUUCCCUGACUUGCUCGAAAGCAUUGAUUUCGGCAAUCUUUUUGUGGGCAUCAAUGAUGGGGAUGUGUUGCUAGAUUUGGAUAUGGACCCUGAAAUUCUUGCUGACUUCUCUGUUAGUGGAAGCGGCGAGGAAUCAGAGAUGAACACAUCGGUUUCAAAUGGGAAAGUGGAAGAUAAUACAGAAAAAAAUGAGGAAGACAAGGUUUUGGGUUCUGGGUCGAGUCUGAGCACAAGGGGAGAGGAGAUUGUGAGCAAGGGAGAUGAAUCCGUCGUGGUUAAUCCAGUUUCUAAAGAAAGUGAUAAUGGAAGAAAAUCAACACAAGCCAAGAAUAAUCAAGGGAAGAGAAAAGUGAAGGUGGCUUGGACGUCAGAGCUGCAUAGGAAGUUCAUACAAGCAGUGGAGCAGCUAGGUGUGGAAAAGGCAGUGCCUUCAAGGAUUUUAGAGCUUAUGGGUAUUGAUUGUCUCACUCGACAUAAUAUCGCCAGCCAUCUCCAGAAAUAUCGAUCUCACCGGAAACAUUUGCUAGCGCGUGAAGCUGAGGCAGCAACAUGGAGCCAUAGACGGCAAAUGUACAGAGCAGCUGGAGGCGGCGGCGGCAAGGCAGACAUGACCCCUCGGCAUGCACCCACAAUGGGUUUUCCUCCUAUAACACCCUUGCACCACCAGCACUUCAGACCCUUGCAUGUGUGGGGUCAUCCUCCCAUGGAACAACCCUUAAUGCGCAUGUGGCCUAGACAUCUAGCCCACUCACCAUCACCGCCGCCGCCACCUACAUGGCCAACAUCACCACCAUACCCUUCAUAUUGGCACCACCACAAUCAGCAACGGGUUCCAAAUGGACUAAUACCAGGAACGCCUUGCUUUCCACAGUCACUGGCACCAGCGAGAGUAGUCCCUGGCAUCCCACCCCAUGCCAUGAACAAAGUGGACCCUGGCAUCGUAGUCCCGACUAGACAAUCAGGUCCCCAUCCUCUCUUCGACUUUCAUCCGGAGAGCAUAGAUGCUGCUGUUGGAGAUGUUUUAUCGAAGCCAUGGCUGCCACUUCCUCUUGGGUUAAAACCACCGUCUCUAGAUAGUGUUUUAGGGGAGCUACAACGGCAAGGAGUGGCCAAGAUACCGCCACUUGUGCUUGAAACCAUCAGAGAACAUCCUUCCAAAGGCGGUUGUUCAUAUUGGUGAUUUCAAGAACCACUUAAAAAUAUCUAAAUUUGACGACAUAUCCUGUGCGUUUGCCAAAUGUACAUGUAAUCUGCGAGCUUUUCUUCUUAACCUUCGCCUCUUUCUUCCCUCUUAGCUAAAACUGAGAAUUGUUUUCUUGUUCUUGCAGCAAGAAUAGGCUUUGUGCAUUAGGCUACCUAAGUUUUGUAAUAAAUUAUUAUUAUUAUUAUUAUUAUUAUUUUUGUAAUGGUUUCACGUA
Hevea brasiliensis (rubber tree) is the source of this 1814-nucleotide messenger RNA. RefSeq names its product transcription activator GLK2. NCBI's taxonomy places the organism in Eukaryota, Viridiplantae, Streptophyta, Magnoliopsida, Malpighiales, Euphorbiaceae. Gene Ontology annotation, molecular function: DNA-binding transcription factor activity; transcription cis-regulatory region binding. Gene Ontology annotation, biological process: positive regulation of DNA-templated transcription. The record is from RefSeq and is a predicted model, not a curated record. Gene Ontology annotation, cellular component: nucleus.